UCCACUUGAUUACAUGGAAUUCAUCAUCUUUUUCAGGCUUCCUUGGUUGUGCUGUUUUACUGAGGUUGUUUGGAGCAGCUGCGUCAUGGAUAAAGAACUCCCUAAAGCCAGUCCCAGUGAGCCCGCACUGAACAUCAAGAAGUUAGGCAAAUCCUUCAAAUGCAAGAAGCCCACCAAAAAUGUGCAGGUCUUUUUAAUCAACAGACAACUGGGCAGGCACAGAAGUGACAUCGACCUGUCAAGGUGGCUAUGGAUGCUGUCAUAA
Nomascus leucogenys (northern white-cheeked gibbon) is the source of this 265-nucleotide messenger RNA. RefSeq names its product embryonic testis differentiation homolog C. Lineage: Eukaryota; Metazoa; Chordata; Mammalia; Primates; Hylobatidae. The record is from RefSeq and is a predicted model, not a curated record.